Acytostelium subglobosum LB1 is the source of this 1269-nucleotide messenger RNA. RefSeq lists its product as hypothetical. Lineage: Eukaryota; Evosea; Eumycetozoa; Acytosteliales; Acytosteliaceae. Gene Ontology annotation, cellular component: mitochondrion. Gene Ontology annotation, biological process: biosynthetic process; conversion of methionyl-tRNA to N-formyl-methionyl-tRNA. The record is from RefSeq and is a predicted model, not a curated record. The transcript is spliced from 2 exons. Gene Ontology annotation, molecular function: methionyl-tRNA formyltransferase activity. The coding region runs from base 1 to 1269 and encodes 422 amino acids.
AUGAUAAAGAGUUUGGCUGGUAGUAGUCGUAUUCUUCGAGGUGCUACUACAUGUUUGUUGACAACAACAACAACUACAACACAAGCUCUGAGAUGGAGCAUUAGAUAUUACUGCAACAACACAACAACGACUACUGCACUACCACCUUAUCGUAUACUAUUCUUUGGUACCGAUGAUGUAUCUAUUCAUACUCUGACUAAGCUUCAUGAGAACAACAUGUUGAAGACUGGUAUGAUCACUCCGACGUCAUCAUCGUCAUUGUCAACACCACAAACUACACGUGUAGUGGAGGAGAUAGCAGUAGUAUGUCCAAACAACUCGAGUGAGUUGGUGUAUCAGUAUGCCCGCGAUAAUAAGAUACCAAUGUACCAUCCGGAUGAUGAGAAGGGUAUGAAGAACUUCCAGGUGCCACUGUCUCCCUCCAAUCAACCCUUUGAUCUAGCAGUGGUCGUAUCAUUCGGAUACUUCAUACCAAAGGCAGUGUUGGCAUCGUUCAGAUACGGUGGACUAAACAUGCAUCCGUCAUUGCUACCGCGCCACAGGGGUGCCGCGCCAAUCUAUCACACACUGCUCAAGGGUGACAAGGAGACGGGCAUCUCUGUCAUCAGACUGGACGCCAAUCGAUUCGAUGUAGGUGAUAUACUACAACAGAGGCGCAUAGCCCUCGACCCUCUCACAAUGUACACUCCUCUGCGGCAUGAACUGGCCACGACAGGCGCGGGCAUGGUCUUGAGCACCCUUACCGACUUCCCCGAGGCGGCCAAGAAUGCCUGGCCGCAGGGAGAGGACGGCGCGACAAAGGCACCAAAGGUCAACAAGCUACAGAGUCGCAUCGAUUGGGCCGCGCAUGACAUCACUACCAUAUGGCGCCUGUUCAGAGCGUUUGGCGACAACAUUGGCAUACACACAACGAUAUACAGCAAGAAGUACAAGGCUUGGAAGAGGCUGAGGUUCACUCAGAUGGUGCCCCCGCCACAUACCCUGGAAGACAGCAUACUUGAAGAUCAAUAUGUUCGCCUGCAAUUGGUAAUCAGAAGCGGUCGUCUCAACAUGGACAGCGUCAAGCCAGGCUCAUACUUCCUCAAUUCUGGCGUGAUGUGGGUGCGAUGCGCCAAUGAUGGAUGGGUAGGCUUCACCAGUGUACACGAGGAGGCCAAAAAGAAAGAGGUCACCGCAGCCGAGUUCCUCUUUGGCAAAGGAGUCGUGUCGCCUGGUAGCGCAGCAGCAGACACAAUAGCGACACUUCCGGAAACUCAGCAUGUUGUCUAA